UGUUGCUCACGCGAGCUAGCCGCUGUGGGCUCUCUGAUUGGUUUUUUUCAGUUCAUUUCUCGGAAACCUUCUGCAUCCUUCUACAUAUGCUACAAGUCUGCAAUUCCCCGUCUACGCGUCUACGCCUCUCUGUCUCUGGUACUGGUCGUUAAUGGAAGACCCAUCUUCCAAGGAGGAGAUUUCCAGAGUUCUCAAGGUCCUCGAAGCUCUCAGACAAGCCUCUCACGAUCUCCAAGCCCACCCAACUCCCAAGUCUGCUGAUCCUGACUCACCCGCCAUUAAAGCUCUGUUAGAGCUCGAAACUGAGUCUGACACCAUCCUCUCCAAAGACCCACAUCUCUCUACUCUCUCACAGCACCUCACCAGCCUUAGAACCCUCGUUGACACUCUUCAGAAAUCCCGUGGUUAUAGCCUCAAGAAUUUCUUGACUCGCCGAGUCUCCACUCACUCAAUCUCCCGAGUCGCUGGGUCUAUUGAGUCUGAGAUUCAAGCCUGGAUCGACCGUGAAAGCAUAGAUAAUUUGACGACUUUGUUGAAGGAGACUGUACAGAACGAGGACGAGUUGGUGGGUUUGUUAACUCAGUUUGAGAAACGGCUCUCUCAAGGGUUUAAUCGCGAGUUACAAGAUUUGGUUCUUAAAUCUAAGAUUCUUUUGUUACUUGAAAAAAUAAUCUGCGAUCCCAAUUGCUCGAAGAGAAUUCGAGAACAGUGCUCUUUUGUAGUUGCAGCUUUGUUUCAAUUCAAUAAAGAUGUUUUCGUGGGUCAAGUACUAAUGGGUCCUCUGAUUCAUGCUCUUGUAUCAAUGGCUUCCUGGAAAUCAAUGAAAGUACUCUGUACACUCAUCAAGUUAAUCAAGUCACCACUGGUAGAUGAGAUCGAAUCCAAUGGUCAAAUACCCAAAAUCAUUAAUUUCUUGGACUAUAAAGACCUGCAACUUCUUGUUCAAACAAUGGAUUGCAUUCUUGAAAUUGGGUAUUCUGGUCGCAAAGAAGCAAUAGAAGCUAUGCUCAGAGAAGGGUUGAUAAAGAAGCUUGUGGAUUUGCAGAGAUCAGAGCUUGGUGGUGACUUGAUUGACAUGGGUAGAUUUGAUGAGAAAGAAACUAAUAAAGAGGAUAGCAAUCAGAGGAAGAAGGAGAAGAGAGAGAGCAGGGAGAAGAGAUUCUUAGAAAGCCAUCCAUUUGCUAGCUGUGUAGCAAAAUUUGCAGUGCAGCUGGAAGUUGGAGAAGGUUUAAGGCAGAGGGAGAAGAGAGCAUUCAAACAGGAGAUAUUGAAGAGAGUUAGGGAAGCUUCUGUUUCUGAUGCUGAAGCUGCUACCAUUGUUGCUGAGGUUCUGUGGGGUUCUUCACCUUGACAUUGUAAGAAAGUGCAAGAAAGAAGAGAAAAGAAAAGAAAAGGAAAGGAAAGGAAAGGAAAGGAAAGGCAAGGCGACUGCAGAGGUAUUGGGUUUGAGAAUUGACGGUGUACGUCUGGUAUAAAAAUUUAAGGAUUUAAAAUCAAUUUCAUUAAAAAAGUCUGCCUUGGCAUUGAUGUUUAGAUAUUGUCUCCUGUUUGCAGAAAGUUUUUAGGAUCUGAUAAGAAUCUUUUCUUUAUUGAAAAUAAUAAUUUAAAGGC
Manihot esculenta (cassava) is the source of this 1611-nucleotide messenger RNA. RefSeq lists its product as uncharacterized. NCBI's taxonomy places the organism in Eukaryota, Viridiplantae, Streptophyta, Magnoliopsida, Malpighiales, Euphorbiaceae. The coding region runs from base 152 to 1351 and encodes 399 amino acids. The transcript has 2 exons. The record is from RefSeq and is a predicted model, not a curated record.